This is a messenger RNA of Myotis daubentonii (Daubenton's bat), 2184 nucleotides long. RefSeq names its product CD3 delta subunit of T-cell receptor complex (gene CD3D). The record is from RefSeq and is a predicted model, not a curated record. Lineage: Eukaryota; Metazoa; Chordata; Mammalia; Chiroptera; Vespertilionidae. Gene Ontology annotation, cellular component: external side of plasma membrane; alpha-beta T cell receptor complex; membrane. Gene Ontology annotation, molecular function: transmembrane signaling receptor activity. Gene Ontology annotation, biological process: cell surface receptor signaling pathway; positive thymic T cell selection.
CACCCACCAUCUCCCAUCCUCCAGGCAGAGAGCAAACAAGGCGUCUUGUCUUCUGGUGCCUCCCCACCCGCCCCUUUCCGGCCUGCGAGUCAGCGGGGAGGGCGGCUCUCCCCGUGCCCGGAGCCCUGGGCCGGUCUAGCUCCUGCUGAGUUCUGUUCAGAGAUGGCGCGCAGCAGGUUUCUGGCUGGCCUGGUGCUGGCCGCCCUUCUCUCCCACGUGAGCCCCUUCCUGAAAUUCGUGGAGGAAUUUGAGGACAAAGUGGUUUUGAAUUGCACCGGCAUCACCUGGCUAGAGGGAACGAUGGGGAUCAAGUUGCAGGACAAUCAAAGUCUGGACUUGGGAAGACGCGUCCUGGACCCGCGGGGAGUGUACUGGUGCAAUGAGACGCAGACACAAGGCACCACAUACACCCUGCAAGUAUAUUAUCGAAUGUGCCAGAACUGCGUGGAGCUGGACCCUACCACCCUGGCCGGCAUCAUCCUCACCGAUGUCAUCGCCACCCUGCUCCUUGCUCUGGGAGUCUACUGCUUUGCUGGACACAAGACUGGAAGGCUGCCCAGGGCUGCUGACACUCAAGCUCUACUGAGGAACGACCAGCUCUACCAGCCCCUCAGAGACCGGAACGAUGCUCAGUACAGUCACCUUGGUGAGAGCUGGCCUCGGAGCAGGUGAACCUGAGACUGAUGGAGCACCAGCUGCGGGUCCCUUCUCUUCCUGCUCAGCCAAUAAAGAUGUCUCCUUGCACGCGGCAGCUCCUGCGCUUUCCAAAGCUCCCGGGCCAGGCCUCGGAGCUGUGCUGACUUGGCAGGGUCCUUGCCCUCCCUGCCCACGUGUGUUUUCUCUUCGUCGCUUUCCUUCCUUUGGCCCCCAUGGACCCGGUGAUGGGCAAUCUCUCAUUACAGCUUGGCUCACGGUGCUUCUGACCUGGUGGGCUCCUGGGGGCAGGGUUUGCCCACCAUGCCCCCGGCUACUUGCCGCCUCCAGGAGGCCCAGCAGCACUUCCUGAGCUUUGGCUCCCUCGCCACAGCUGAGGCGGCUGCUAGUUCGGGGACCACACACAAGUUUCCAUGACGUCAUGAGCGCAGGUGGCAGAGACAUCAAGGGCCCUGGGACUCACUUCUUGUCACAGGACAAGCCUGUGGGAACGUCCCUCUUCUGCUGGGGGAUGGCCUUGGUGUUCUGAGCUUUGUGAAGCCACUGGGGGGAGGAGGUCCCCGCCCAGGCCCCUCAGGACCAUGUACCUUCCUCCCCCAGAGCCUGCCCUGCGCCCACCUGCAUGCACGAUAAACUGGCAGCAGAAGCCCUUCAUCAAUUAAAACACACCAUCCCUCUCCACUCAGUUGCAAAACUGGAGCUUGAGACUGGGUGGGGGCUUAGGAUGUUUUCUUUUUUUGUUGUGGUUGUUCAUCCUCACCUGAGGAUAUUUUCCCAUUGAUAUUUAGAGAAAGAGAGGGGGAGAGACACACAGAGAGAGAAACAUCAGUUGAGAGAGACACAUUGAUUGGUUGCCUCCUGCACACGUACUGACCAGGGCCAGGGAUCGAGACUACAGCCUAGGUACAUGCCCUUGCCCGGAAUUGAACCCAGGACCCUUCAUUCUGCAGGCUGAUGUGCCAUCAGCUGAGCCAAACCAGCCAGGGCUAGGAUGUUUUCAGUAGGUGUCCUCUUCAGCCCUAGUUGGUUUGGCUCAGUGGAUAGAGCGUCGGCCUGUGGACCGAAGGGUCCUGGGUUUGAUUCUGGUCAAGGGCACAUGCCUGGUUGUGGGCUUGAUCUGCAGGAUGCAGUUGAUCAAUGAGUCUCUCUCAUCAUUGAUGUUUCUAUCUCUCUCUCCCUCUCUGAAAUCAAAUAUAUAUAUCUCCUCUUUAGCUGGUGGGUUAGUGGUGGUUCUGAAACCUUGGGAGCCUAAGGGACUUAUUGCGAAUAUAGACAUUUGGGCCCAGCCAGUGUGACUCAGUGGUUGAGUGUCGACCUAUGAACCAGGAGGUCAUGGUUCGAUUCCCCAUCAGAGCACAUGUUUGAUUCCCAGUACGGGGUGUGCAGGAAGCAGCUGAUCAAAGAUUCUCUCUAAUCAUUGAUGUUUCUAUCUCUCGCUCCCUCUCCCUUCCUCUCUGAAAUCAAUAAAAAUAUAUUAAAACAAUUUAUUUUUAUAGAUUUCAGAGAAGAAGGGAGAGGGAGAGGGAUGGG